GAGGCUGAGGUCAGCGCCUUUCCCAUUCCAAACACCCAGAAACAUCAGUGGGAAGGGAGGGGAUUCAGAUUACAACCUUCCCGUCCUCCCCUUCCACCCCACUCGCCCGCUCGCCGUGCCGGCAGGGAGCCAGGGAUGAACUGAGCCCCUCUCGCCGAGGGACGCUGCUGCCACCGUGUCCCCAGCGCCCCGGGAGCCGAGCAGCGGCGAUGGAUGGAGGCAGCGGGCAGCAUCGCUGGUGGUCCGGCGGGUGCUGGGCGUGCUGAAGGGCAGCGGUUUGGUCCUCUCCUCCUCCUCCUCUUUGUCCCCCCGCCCGCCCGCCUUCUCCCUCAUCCCCUCCAUCCUGAAUGUGAUUUAUCCCGAGCCCUCACCAGCAAGCCAGGCCGGCGGUGCGGGGUGGCCAGAUGCCUCCUUGCGGGAAUUUCGGCCGCCCGGGCCGGGGCCGGCAAGCGGGUGGGCAGCAGCGUGUCCCCACGGGCGUCCUGCUCCUCCUGCCUUUGGUGGUGGCGGCGGCCGGGCUGAGCCUGCAGCCGGGCAGGAUGCGGCACCUGGGGGUCUGCCCCAACCAGCUGAACCCCAACCUGUGGGUGGACGCGCAGAGCACCUGCGAGAGGGAGUGCCAGGCCGACCAGGACUGCGAAGGCUUUGAGAAAUGCUGCACCAAUGUGUGCGGGCUGCGGAGCUGCGUGGCCGCCCGCUUCGCCGACGGCAGCCUGCCGGCACUGGCACUGGCACCCGCGGCCUCCUGCGAGAGCUUCGUGUGCACGCAGCAGGGCUCCGACUGCGACAUCUGGGACGGGCAGCCCGUCUGCAAGUGCAAGGACCGGUGUGAGAAGGAGCCGAGCUUCACCUGUGCCUCUGACGGGCUCACCUACUACAACAAGUGCUACAUGGAUGCAGAAGCUUGCAUCAAAGGCAUUACACUGAAUGUAGUCACCUGUCGGUACCAUCUUACCUGGCCAAACACCAGCCCUAUCCCACCAGAAACAACAGCUCGCCCUACUACUGCCUAUUCUGAGACAACGGUCAUUGAUAUCUUGCCACCUGCUCUAGUGAACAACCCUGUCCAUCAGUCCGUCUACGUGGGAGAGACCGUCAGCUUCCUCUGCGAUGUUACAGGGAGACCCAAGCCAGAAAUCACGUGGGAGAAGCAGGUCGAUGGGAAAGACAAAGUCAUUAUGAAGCCAAAUCAUGUCAGAGGGAAUGUCGUGGUCACCAACAUCGCCCAGCUGGUCAUCUACAACACCCAGCUCCAAGACGCAGGCAUCUAUACCUGCACCGCCAAAAACAGCGGUGGCCUUCUCAGGGCUGAUUUCCCUUUGUCAGUCAUCAAAGGAGAACCCACAUCCAAAGAAGCUUCCCAAAACAAAACACAUUUUCCAACCGAUGAGUGCCUGAAGCAACCAGACAGCGAAGACUGUGGGGAAGAACAGACCAGGUGGUACUAUGAUGCAAAGAAAAACAACUGCUUUACUUUCAUCUAUGGGAACUGUAACAGCAACCUCAACCACUUUGAGACCUAUGAGAACUGUAUGUUAACAUGCAUGAACGGCCCAAUCAACAUUUGCAAUCUGCCAGCCCUCCAAGGUCACUGCAAGGCCUACGAGCCCAGAUGGGCCUAUAACAGCUUGACAAAGCAGUGCCAGUCCUUCAUUUAUGGUGGAUGUGGGGGCAACGAGAACAACUUUGAGAGCCGGGAGGCCUGUGAAGAGAUGUGCCCUUUCCCGAAGAACACGCACUGCAAAGCUUGCAAACCACGCCAGAAGCUGGUGACGAGCUUCUGCAAAAGUGACUUUGUUAUCCUGGGCCGUAUAACAGAGCUGACCGAAGACCAAGACUCAGGACAUGCCCUGGUGACAGUGGAGGAGAUUCUCAAAGAUGAAAAAAUGGGAUUAAAAUUCCUGGGGAAGGAACCACUAGAAAUCACACUUUUGAACAUGGACUGGAGCUGCCCAUGUCCCAACAUGACCACAGUGGAUGGCCAGCUCAUCAUCAUGGGAGAUGUCCACAACGGCAUGGCUGUCCUACAGCCAGACAGCUUUGUGGGCACCUCCAGCAUCCGGCGCGUGCGGAAACUCCGCGAAGUCAUCCACAAGAAAACCUGUGAGCUUUUGAAAGAGUUCCUAGGAUUGCAUUAACCUCCUCCACACGUGUCAGCCUUCCAGACCCGUGUGUUAUGUAGGGCUAACAAGCGCUAGGCUAGUGCACAAACUAAACAAGCUGUUUGAAGAUACACCGUAGGAAUUAUGCAGAACCCUUAUUUUAAUCCAUUAAUGAUGCUUAGCAACAAUGUAGUAUGGUCUUUGGCAAGCACGUAAAACAGCAGCAAAAGGCUAUUAAUCUUGCAUUGAAAUCAAUUUGUCCAUAUAGGAGUGCCAUUUAACUAGAUGACUCACUGCAGUAAUUAUACAAUUUUUAUGUAGCUUCCAUCAUAAAUGACGGAAUUCAUAGCAUUUGUUUAGCUAAUUGGUACACAGCUAAGUAAUAUAUAAUGUCAACCUAAUCUGCCUCAUUUACAGUAUGGAAAUGCUAUGGUAAGCCAUUAUAAAAAAGUCACACUUGUGUCCUUAUAGCAGCACUAACAUUUCAAGACAAAAGCCUGUAAAUUAUUGUCUAUAUUUACAGUUGUGCACAUUUAACCGAUAUAUGCAUUAUGAAUUGAAAUUUUCUUAGCAGUUUUCUUUGGAAUGUACCUUGUUUUUAAAUGGCAACUACUACCUACCUUUCAAUCCUUACUGGAGAAGAAACUCCCUUGAUCCUAUGCCCAGGACAACAGGUCCCUGUAGAAGCUCAAGGCACAGUCUCACCCCAAAAUGACUUUUCUGUCAUCAGAACAAGGUUAGCAAAGACCCUCCUUCCACUGCCCUUCCGUAUUUUUGUUUUCAUCAAUAUAUUGUCUAUAACAAACAGUCCAAGGCAGACAGCAGUUUGCUGCCAGUUGUCUUGCUUUUGAAAAUCCUUUACACCUGAGCAUAUGCAGCAAUUUAUUGCUUAUUUUCAUUAGAAAUCCUGCUUUUAUAGGUGAGAGAGUAAAGUAAGAGGAGUCAGAACAAAAUUCAAAAUAGAAAAAUGCAAUACGCCGUCUGCAGACCGUAUUACACAGGCACAAAGCUGCUGCAACUGAACUGCACAGACACAGGCACACAUAGUGAACGCUCUUUAAAGCCAUUUAUUAAUUUGACCCUUUUAGAGCACUCUCGGAAGCCACAGAAAAAACUUUCUGCCAGGGCACUGUAUAUAUGCAUAUGAAUAAAUAUCCUAAGACAGCACGGGCUGUCGGUGUGAGCACGUGCAAACACAUAGGAUCGAUCAUUUUAACAUUCGUGUGUCCAAGAAUGUAACAUUUGCCUAUUCAAAAAAUCCUUAAAUAAAGAAAAAGCUGAUCCUGGAAAAUUCCUGCCUCCGCUAAGGCCUGUCAUUGCAGGGAGGAGGGGUGAGCGUGGCACGGCCAGCCUUAUCAUUGCUCUUCCUUCGGUUGGCGCAGGGAGUUACCACGGCGGUGCCCAGAGCUUUGUGCCUUGCACAAAAGGCCAGUUCAAGGCUGGAUGGGUGUCAAGGCACGUUUGGGUGCGAGGAAGGAAGGUGCAGCGAGCGCUACUCCGUGGUGCCAUCUAACGGGCUCGCUGCGGGGUGAGCGGCAGGACGGUGCCUGCUGCCCGGCGGCGGAUGCGCGUCUCAUUUUGCAGAUGUGUGCUGGAGCUGGGCAUGGUAAGGGCUGGGGGAAGGAGAUUGAUUAGGCAGGUGCUGGGCUUCAGCAUGAUGCACAAGGCUCUAAACCCCCCAAAGUCUGCACACGUUGGGUAUUUUGGAGUUGCAGGGAGGAAGAAUAACAGUGAGGGUGAGAGCGUUGACCGUGGGGCCAGCUGUGGUUUCUGUGAAGGUUUUCCAUGACCUGCAGCAGCCACGGGCAGAGACCACAGCAUGGUGGAAACUGGGCUCCUCUCCUAGUGGUCUAGGCUUGGGUUAUGUCCGAAAUGCUCUGGCAACAGGAACAGAUCUGAAUCUCCAGUUAUUUCUAUAAUUUCAGAAGA
Athene cunicularia (burrowing owl) is the source of this 4031-nucleotide messenger RNA. It is a transcript of the gene WFIKKN1, whose product is annotated as WAP, follistatin/kazal, immunoglobulin, kunitz and netrin domain containing 1. Gene Ontology annotation, cellular component: extracellular region. Gene Ontology annotation, molecular function: transforming growth factor beta binding; receptor antagonist activity; serine-type endopeptidase inhibitor activity. Bases 405 to 2138 code for a protein of 577 amino acids. Lineage: Eukaryota; Metazoa; Chordata; Aves; Strigiformes; Strigidae. The record is from RefSeq and is a predicted model, not a curated record. Gene Ontology annotation, biological process: negative regulation of transforming growth factor beta receptor signaling pathway. The transcript has 2 exons.